Eutrema salsugineum is the source of this 1857-nucleotide messenger RNA. RefSeq lists its product as uncharacterized. Lineage: Eukaryota; Viridiplantae; Streptophyta; Magnoliopsida; Brassicales; Brassicaceae. The coding region runs from base 1 to 1857 and encodes 618 amino acids. The transcript has 3 exons. The record is from RefSeq and is a predicted model, not a curated record.
AUGACAAGUGAUGAUAGACAACCGACCUCAGUCCAAGUCGGGAGUCAGAUGACCUGUGCAGAUGAGACCACCCAGGUCGGAGGACCUGCGGGCCAGGUCGGAGGGCCUGUGGAGGAACGCAAACGCAGCCCUGUACAACCCCAACCGGAAGCGCAACAAAUCAAGGCAGAGCCGAGCUCAAGCGCCGGGGCUCACCAAACCUCACCAGCUGCCUUCGAUCCAACCGCGCUUAUGAACGCCUUCGCCGCGCAGAUGCAAGAGUUGUUCACCUCGGCCGAACAGAAGGACGCGAUUCAAUGUCAGUUGUUCGUCGAACACCUCGAAGGCAUAGCUCUAGAUUGGUUUUCGAGAUUGGAAGCCGACUCCAUCGAUAACUACAAGGAACUCUCGACUAAGUUCGCAAAGCAUUUCUCGAUGUUCAUCGGGCAGAAAACUCGUAACUCCGAGCUGUGGGAGAUAUCACAGGGCGAGAAUGAGUCGCUCCGAGACUUCAUGGCACGUUUCAAACAGAUCGUAGCACACUGUACGGUGGACGAUGAAGCCGCUCUCGAAGCUCUGUAUCAGAAAACAUGGUACAAAUCCCCCUUUCACAAUGAGCUUCGCAGGAACAGACCGCUCACCCUCGAGGACGCGCUUCAUAAGUCAAACAUCUUCAUCGCGGAAGAAGAAGAAGAAGCCGUCAAGGAUCGGCAGUAUUCAACGACAAAGCCAGGCCAAACGCCAACCCCCAAAGAGAGCUCGGAAACGAAGUUCCGCAAGGGCGAGAUCGACACCGCAGAUUUGCCUAAACCGGGACCCCGGCGGCCGAACCCGCGACCAAACAAACCCGGCAAUCAAGAAGCCGCUAAGGCAGCCGACUCCGAUGAAGAGCAGGUUGCUCCCCCUAAACGAGAUCGCGAAGCACCUAAUAGAGAGGCGAACGUCCCCAAAACCAGGAAGAAGGUCAAUAUGAUUAUGGGAGCCCUCGAAUCAUGCAACUACUCCGUCCGAGCCCUCAAAGAAUAUAGCCGGCAGGCAUCGAGUUCGCAGCCCCAAACGACGGUAACAACCGUGCCACUGUUGUUUACUGAAGCCGACCUGCGGGGAGUGCACAUGCCUCACAACGAUUGCCUCGUCGUCGAACUCCAGCUCGGAGAUGUCGAAGUAAGCAGAAUCUUAAUCGACACAGGGAGCUCGGUAAAUGUCAUAUUCAAAGAAACAUUAAAGAAUAUGGAUUUUCCGGACUCCGAGAUCAAGCCUUACAUGGAAUCAUUGACCGGGUUCACCGGAGAGAAAACAAGAACAGUAGGAACAGUGAAGAUACCCAUCUAUGUCGGCGGGUCGGCUCGAAUGAUCAAGUUCUUGGUCCUCAACAAACCGGCGAUAUAUAAUGCAAUUUUGGGAAUGCCAUGGCUAUUCGACAUGAAGGCCGUCGCUUCAACGUUCCAUCAGUGCGUCAAGUUCUCGACCCCGUCAGGGAUUUUCACCCUCAAAGGAAGCCAGACCGUGUCCCGAUUAUGCCAUCUCACCGAAUGCAAACUAAGUCUCGCACGGACGUGCGUUAUAAGCCCAUUUCAGGAAGGUCGUACAGCCGCAGAAAGCCAGUUCGGUCCACCCAAACAGAGCCAGGUCGACCAAGUCUGCAUUGACCCAACAGAUCCAGAGAAAUGUGUCGGCAUAGGGGCCGAGCUCGACAACAGUAUCCGGGAAGCACUCAUCAGUUUCCUCCAGAAGAACGUCUCCACAUUCGCAUGGAAUAUCAGCGACAUGCCUGGAAUCAAUCCCGACAUCACUUGCCACAAGCUAAACAUCGAUCCCACAUACAAACCUAUCAAACAGAAGAGACCGAGCUCGGACCCGAGAAAGCGCGAGCAGUAA